AUGGUCGGAUCGGCGCUUGCUCUAUCCCUUAUCGGCUUCGGCGCCGUCCGGGCCCUACCAGCCAGAAAGGGGGUUGAGGAACGGCAGGGCAGCAUCUCGAUCGGAGAUGGGACCGGAAUCUUCAUCCCGGGCGGCGACGGUGAGCUGCCCCCUUGCCUUAUAGAUACACCGCUCAACGAGCAACCCCCGUGCUUCUUAUCGCCCAUCACCGGCGGGUUCGAACCACCCAUUCCCGGCCCGGGUGAAGAGAAGCGGGAAUCCGGUGCCUCCACAGCCCCGACAAAGCGGCAGAUUACGAUUGGCGACGGAACUGGCAUCUUCAUCCCUGGCCAAGGCUCCCUCUCGCCCUGCUUGACGAUCAUUCCCAUUUCACAGCAACCCCCAUGUUUCUUGCCGCCCCUUCCCGGCGGCUUCAUCCCGCCUACUCUCCAUGUCCCUAAGGGGAAGCGGCGCGACUUCAAGCUCCCCCCUGACGCCGAACGCAACAAGAAAAAGGUGAUCGAGGAACUGGAGGCCCAACUCAUCAAGCUGCAGAACAAGCCACACAAAACACGAGAAGACCUCGAGGACAUCAAGGCCAUCAAGGAGGCUCUCUUUUACCUGGCUGGUAUUACCAGCAUCUCGGCGCCUCCUGGGUCGGGAUCCAGCUUCACCCCCGGCAAGCGGGAUUUUAAGCUACCCCCUGACGCUGAACACAACAAGAAGAAAGUGAUCGAGGAGCUCGAGGCCCAGCUGAUCAAGCUGCAGAACAAGCCUCACAAGAGCCGGGAUGACAUAGAAGAUAUCAAGGCGAUUAAGGAGGCUCUUCUAUAUUUGGCCGGCAUCACCAGCAUCUCGGCGCCUCCCGGCUCGGGAUCCAGCUUUACGCCCGGCAAGCGCGACGUCGCCUUCAGCCUGGACUCGGUCGGCACGUACGCAUCCGUGUGCCCUGGUCUCGAGGGCGCCGAGAUCGCGCUGCAGACACUCAUGCACAAGGACAAGCACACGGUUGAAGAGCGCAUCAUAAUGCAGAAGUUGGCCGCCUUCCUCAAGGGGUGCGGCAUCACCAUCAUCAAGUCCCCCGACGGCACCUUCACCAUCAUCAAGCCCUCGGACAAGCGC
Molecule: messenger RNA, 1101 nt
Organism: Canariomyces notabilis
Lineage: Eukaryota; Fungi; Ascomycota; Sordariomycetes; Sordariales; Chaetomiaceae
Exons: 2
Source: RefSeq, a predicted model, not a curated record